Messenger RNA from Talaromyces stipitatus ATCC 10500, 996 nucleotides. RefSeq lists its product as uncharacterized. The coding region runs from base 1 to 996 and encodes 331 amino acids. NCBI's taxonomy places the organism in Eukaryota, Fungi, Ascomycota, Eurotiomycetes, Eurotiales, Trichocomaceae. The record is from RefSeq and is a predicted model, not a curated record. The transcript is spliced from 3 exons.
AUGUAUCAUGCAUCCAUUGCCCUGGGUGCACUUGAUCUGAGCAGGAUGCCGGUGCUGACUCUACCUCCGGAAAGGAAAGAUGCGGCUGUGGGAGCAUUCACAGCCUACCACACCUCGAUCACCAAAUUGAAAGCCGAGAUUGUAAGCCACAACACCCCUCGAGAUGUCAAUCUAUGGACCACGUUCUUCUUGGGGCUGUUCGAACUCAUGCAUGAUAUGACUGGAGAAGGCUGGGUGAAGCAUUUUCUGUACGGUACAUCCGAAAUGCUUCAGCUUCGCGGUCCAGAAGCUCAUGUAGCUGGCUCUGGGCGGUCAUUUUUCCUCACAGUACGGGUCUUUGAGAUUUGCCGCGCACUCAUAUACUCAGAACCUACUUUUCUCUGCCAGCCGGAAUGGAUGUCGCUCAUGGCUAAGAUCUGGAAGGAGGAUGAUAACAACCACUGGCAUCCAAAGGAACCAUUAUUCGAUCUGAUGAUCACAUGCUCUUCGAUAAGUCACCGGCAAGUACACUCACAGGCCCACUAUAUCCUAUUACUGGCCCUCCUUGAGCUUGCUGCUGAAGGGUUCGUUGUCCGGUCGGCUCUUGCUGAUUGGUAUGCGAACUUUCAAAAAUGGUCGGCCGAUACUGGUACGCCCGAAUAUAACCACAAUUCCGUUCUUGCAACAAUCUAUUUUCACGGCAUCUCCAUCUACCUGUCCGGUAUCUACGACUACCGCACUCAAUUUAACAAAAUACCCACGCCCACAAUCUCACACGCUGUUGUUCAGAAUCACGUUGAUGAAAUUCUACGAAUGACUGAGAUCUCUUUGAAGACCGCAAAUUUGGCGGCUGUGUUGUUUUUUUUUCCCUUGAGAGUAGCAGGUGCAAGAGUAACAACCGCUCGAGAGACGGAGUCGAUUUGUGCGAUGCUUGGAGAGAUUUCGACGAGGGGUUUCGUUGUUGCAAAUGCAUUUACGGCGGAUCUGAAGUCUCUAUGGCGCCAAAAAGGGAUAUAA